This is a messenger RNA of Hevea brasiliensis (rubber tree), 3328 nucleotides long. RefSeq names its product MDIS1-interacting receptor like kinase 2. The transcript has 2 exons. Lineage: Eukaryota; Viridiplantae; Streptophyta; Magnoliopsida; Malpighiales; Euphorbiaceae. The coding region runs from base 117 to 3176 and encodes 1019 amino acids. Gene Ontology annotation, molecular function: protein binding; protein kinase activity; ATP binding. Gene Ontology annotation, biological process: protein phosphorylation. The record is from RefSeq and is a predicted model, not a curated record.
UCUAACAAAGUCCAAAAUUGAGGCUGUGAAAAUACCCAAAAAUCCAACACCAAAUAAUGCAAAUAUUUAUUCAAUCAUAGCCUCUCAAUCCACCAUUGCAACCCAUUUCCUUUUUCAUGGCUUCCACUAUGCAGAAGCCACUUUGUUUAUUUUGCCCACUCCUUUUCCAUCUUAUUCCUUUACUGGUAUUUUCUGUUCAUGUUCUUGCUACUGUAUCCACCGCUGCUGUUCAAACUGAAGUAGAAGAAGCAGAUGCUCUUUUGAGAUGGAAGGAUUCUCUGGAUAAUCAAAGCCAAUCUUUCCUGUCUUCUUGGAAUACUACUGCUGGCAGUGGCAGACCUUGCAAUUGGUUUGGCAUCCACUGCAAUAAGGCAGGAAGUGUCACCAAUAUAAGCCUUAAAGAUACAGGUUUGAAAGGUACGCUUCAGAGUUUCAGUUUUCCAUCCUUUCCCAAUCUUGUCUGGCUUAACCUUAGUAAUAACUCAUUCCAUGGCAACAUUCCUUCCCAUAUUAGCAAUCUAUCCAAGCUCAACAUCCUUGACUUGUCUGUCAAUGAAAUCUCUGGUUCAAUUCCUCAAGAAAUUGGGAUGUUAAAUUCUCUCACUUACAUUGAUUUAUCAAAUAAUCUUCUCACUGGUACAAUACCACCUUCUAUAGGGAAUUUGACAACACUGCCAAUUCUCUACAUUCAUAUGAACCAACUUUCAGGUUCCAUACCUCAAGAACUUGGAAUGUUGAAAUUUGUCACUGAGAUUGAUUUGUCAGUAAAUAGUCUCACUGGCACAAUUCCAGCUUCUAUAGGAAACUUGACAAAUCUAUCAGCUCUUUCUCUUAAUAGCAAUCAACUUUCUGGUUCCAUACCUCGAGAAAUUGGCAUGCUGAGGUCACUUACUGAACUUGCUUUGUCACAAAAUAAUCUCACUGGUCCAAUUCCAUCUUCUAUAGGAAACUUGACAGCCUUAUCUUCUCUCUAUCUCAGUGAUAACCAACUUUCCAAUUCCAUACCUAGAGAAAUUGGGAAGUUGACAAAGCUAACUACUCUCUUCCUUGAAAUCAAUGAACUUUCUGGAACUCUACCUUUAGAGAUGAACAACUUCACUCUUUUGGAAUUUUUCAUAGUAUAUUCUAACAGAUUCACUGGUCAAUUACCACAAGACAUAUGCGUUGGUGGACGAAUUAAGUCUUUUGCAAUUAAUGGAAAUAAUUUCUCGGGUACCAUCCCAAGAAGCCUUAGAAACUGUAGCCGCUUAAUGAGACUCCAUCUGGAGAGAAACCAAAUCACUGGAAAUGUAUCUGAAGAUUUUGGCAUAUAUCCAAAGUUGAACUAUAUGGAUUUGAGUGAUAACAAAUUUUAUGGUGAGCUUUCAUUGAAAUGGGAAGAUUUCAGCAACUUGUCUACCCUGAAAAUCUCUAACAAUAAUAUCUCUGGCACAAUACCAGCUGAACUUGGAAAUGCAAGUCAAUUGCAUUCACUUGACCUCUCAUCAAAUCAGCUGGUGGGGAAGAUUCCAAAGGAAUUGGGGAAAUUAACAUUGUUCGAACUUUCUCUUGAUGAUAACAGGCUAUCAGGAGGCAUUCCUGAAGAAAUUGGACUGUUAUCUGAUCUUGAACGCCUUAACUUUGCAGCAAACAACCUGAGUGAAGCAAUUCCUAAAAAGAUUGGAGAUUGCUCAAAACUGUUGUUCUUGAAUCUCAGCAAGAACAAAUUUGCAGAGAGUAUUCCUUUAGAGGUGGGCAAUUUACGCGUUCUUGAAAGUCUUGAUCUUAGUCAAAAUUUGUUAACAGGAGAGAUCCCGCCACAACUGGGAGGGUUGCAAAGAUUGGAGACACUGAACCUCUCCCACAAUUUGCUGUCAGGUUCCAUUCCAACUACUUUUGAUUAUGUAUCAAGCUUGACUGUGGUGGAUUUAUCCAAUAAUGAGUUAGACGGCCCAAUUCCCCACAAUAAAGCCUUCGAGCAGGCUCCAUUUGAAGCACUUCAAAACAACAGAGACUUGUGUGGCAAUAACACUAGACUAAAGGCAUGUGUCUCUGUUGCAAUCAACAAAACUAUCAGAAAAAAGGAUAGUAAAUUGGUUGUUCUCAUUCCUCUCGUGUGUAGUCUGUUUCUAUUUAUUGUCUUGGUUGGAGGUUUCUUCAUUCUCCGCCAAAGAAUUAGAAACAGAAAAGCUAACUCAGAAGAAGGGGAGUCAAGUGGCAAAGAUAUUUAUGCAGUAUGGGGUCGUGAUAGAGAUAUGCAAUAUGAAAACAUUGUUAAGGCUACAGAGGCGUUCAAUUCCAAGUAUUGCAUUGGGGUAGGAGGAUAUGGAAUUGUCUACAAGGCUGUGCUGCCAACUGGUCGAGUGGUUGCUGUGAAGAAACUUCACCAGUCACAAAAUGGAGAAAUGACUGAUUUCAAAGCAUUUACAAGUGAGAUUUGUGUGUUGAUGAACAUACGUCAUCGAAACAUUGUCAAGUUACAUGGUUUUUGUUCACAUUCAAAACACUCAUUUUUGGUUUAUGAAUUCAUGGAAAGAGGAAGUUUAAGAAGUAUUUUAAGCAAUGAGGAACAAGCAGUGGAGUUGAAUUGGUUUAAGAGGCUAAAUGUUGUUAAAGGGAUAGCUAAUGCAUUGGCCUACAUGCACCAUGACUGCUCUCCUUCAAUCAUCCAUAGAGACAUUUCCAGUAACAAUGUUCUGUUGGAUUCAGAAUUUGAGGCUCAUGUCUCUGAUUUUGGAACAGCUAGGCUUUUGAUGCCAGACUCGUCAAAUUGGACCUCAUUUGCAGGCACAUUUGGGUACACAGCUCCAGAGCUAGCUUACACAAUGAUGGUCAAUGAAAAAUGUGAUGUUUACAGUUUUGGUGUGUUGACACUUGAAAUUCUAAUGGGAAGACAUCCAGGUGAUUUCAUUUCAUCUGUUUCAUUAACAUUUUCAUUGCCCUCCUCGCCAAUAGAACAGCAGACACUAUUUAAGGAUGUGAUUGACCAACGCCUCCCAACUCCUCAAAACAAAGCUGCUGAGCGAGUGAUGCAUAUUGCGCAACUUGCACUUGCUUGCUUGAGUGCCAAUCCUCAAUCUCGGCCAACCAUGAAACAAGUUUGUUCCCAGCUAAUAGAUAAACAGCAUCCAUUAACUAAGCCGUUCUCAGAAGUGAAAUUGGGAGAAAUUUUUGUUCAAGGAAGUGUCAAGAGCUAAGCCUUUGGGAAAAUGUUUGUAGUGCUGCUUGUAUAAAUGCAUGUUUUAUAGUUUCCUUUUACUUUUCAUGCUUCAGAAACUUUGCUUACCCUGUAAGAUAUGCUACUACGUAGCAAAAUUGUAGUAUAAUGAUAUUGGCAUCUUCAUCGUGA